Molecule: messenger RNA, 1861 nt
Organism: Arabidopsis arenosa
Lineage: Eukaryota; Viridiplantae; Streptophyta; Magnoliopsida; Brassicales; Brassicaceae
Source: the annotation of a GenBank genome assembly
GAUCUAAUCCGGAUAGCAAGAAGAAAUGGGUGAUACAGAGAAGUGUAGUAACAGUGAUAUGAUCCAGAGACUUCAUUCAUCUUUCGGCACUUCAUCUUCUUCCAUUCCCAAAAAUCCCAUUUCUCAGCUCGAUUUAAACCCUAAUUUCAUCCGCUCAUCAGCUCCUCAAUUCUCCAAGCCUUUCAGUGACAGUGCCAAACGAAUCGGUGUUCCUCCGUCGCACCCCAACUUAAUCCCACCGACUUCUCCGUUUUCUCAGAUCCCGACCACCCGACAACCCGGUUCGGUUAACUUUAACCCGGGAGCUAGUCAUUCGCGGUCAAUGUCACAGCCCAACUCUUUCUUCUCCUUUGAUUCGUUACCUCCGUUAAGCCCUUCUCCGUUUCGCGAUUCUCUGUCGGCACAACCAGAUCACGAUGUUUCCAUGGAGGAUAGAGAUUCCGGCGGGUUUAACAGCAACCAUUCGUUGCCUCCAUCGCCGUUCACGAGGUGUAAUUCGACCUCUUCUAGCUCCUUGAGAGUUGGUGAGAGUUUACCUCCGAGAAAGUCUCAUAGACGCUCCAACAGUGAUAUUCCCAGUGGGUUUAAUUCCAUGAUUGUUCAGAAUUCGUUGCCUUUGAUCCCUCCAAGACCAUUGGAGAGGUCUAUUUCUGGUGGGGAAUGUGCUGAUUGGUCAAAGUCUACUCCUUUCGUGAAGAAGGAAUCGAGCUGCGAAAGAGAAGGUGUCGGAGAGAGAGAAUCCAUGGAUGAUCUCUUCUCAGCAUAUAUGAAUCUUGAAAACAUUGAUGUUUUGAACUCCUCUGAGGCUGAUGAUAGCAAGAAUGGUAAUGAGAAUAGGGAUGAUAUGGAGAGCAGCAGAGCAAGCGGGACGAAGACUAACGGUAGUGAUACCGAAGGAGAGAGCAGCAGUGUGAAUGAGAGUGCGAAUAAUAACAAUAAUUUGAAUUCUUCCGGCGAAAAGAGAGAGAGUGUGAAGAGAAGAGCGGCUGGAGGAGAUAUUGCUCCUACGACUAGACAUUACAGGAGUGUUUCAGUUGACAGUUGUUUCAUGGAGAAGUUGUCUUUUGGUGAUGAAUCACUAAAGCCGCCUCCUUCUCCUGGAACUAUGUCACGGAAAGUUUCCCCUACCAAUUCGGUUGAUGGGAAUUCCAGUGCUGCUUUUAACAUCGAGUUUAAGAACGGUGAGUUUACUGCAGCGGAAAUGAAGAAGAUCAUGGCAAAUGAUAAACUAGCAGAGAUGGCCAUGUCUGACCCUAAGCGUGUCAAAAGAAUCUUGGCGAACCGUCAAUCCGCAGCACGGUCAAAGGAGAGGAAGAUGCGGUACAUAGUAGAAUUGGAACACAAAGUGCAGACUCUUCAGACCGAGGCUACCACAUUGUCUGCUCAGCUCACGCUUUUGCAGCGAGAUAUGAUUGGGUUCACAAAUCAGAACAAUGAGCUGAAGUUUCGGCUUCAAGCAAUGGAGCAACAAGCGCGUCUUCGCGAUGCUCUGAACGAAGCACUGAAUGGGGAAGUUCAGCGACUGAAACUGGCAAUCGGUGAGACGAGCCAGAACGAAUCAGAGAGAUCAAAGAUGCAAUCACUCAACGCUGAGAUGUUCCAGCAACUAAACAUCAGCCAGUCAAGACAGCAGCCACAACAGAUGCAGCAACAGUCUCAUCAGCAGAACCACCAGAAUGGAACCAUGGCAACAAAAUCUGAAUCAAACGAAUAGAGCAGAGAAGUUGGUUGCUGGAUCAAAGAGGGUUGGAGUUUUUCAAGUUACAUAUCGAAUCAAACAUUAUAUUUCAUUUAUGUGCAGAGUCAGUUGAAUUUACAUAUAUCAUAUAAGGCGUAAGUCCAAGAAAUUUAAUUUUACACU